UGGAUUUAGAGGGGAGGUAUUAUUAAUGGCCUUCCGCCGAAAUCCCACCCUCCGUCUCCUAUUCUACCUCUGCUUUCCCUUCUUCCUCGUCUUCCGCUUCUUCAGAUGCUUCUCCUAUCCCUUGGGGAACUCCAGUUCGAGCUCUUUGCACCUCCGAAGCAUGGCGGCUGCGAGUGGGUCCGGCAAGAAGCUUCGCAAGCCGUAUACUAUUACCAAGUCAAGGGACAGGUGGACGGCGGAGGAGCAUGAGAGGUUCCUUGAUGCGCUCCUGCUAUUUGGUCGUGAUUGGAAGAAAAUUGAAGACUUUGUUGGUACAAAAACAACGAUCCAGAUCCGCAGUCAUGCUCAGAAAUACUUUUUGAAGGUUCAGAAGAUUGGGUUAGGGAAUCAUGUGCCCCCUCCCCAUCCUAAGUGCAAAGUGGCUCAUCCGCACCCACAAAACUAUACUGACAAUUUUAUCAUGCCUCUGCAGGCAUCUAUACCUUGUCCUUCUGCAUCCAGUAGCCUUAUUCCUGCAUGUGCUGUCUGGGAUGGUCCAUCUAGUGUUAAAAAUUACAGUGAAGCAAAUUCCUUGACAAAUUGCUAUGCUGUUCCUCCUGAAGUGGAAGGAGAUAAUGGAUUAAUGGGGAAGGCAAGCAUCCAUAACCAGAAUAUUAGUUGGAUCGGCAGUUCAAGUAGAUCAUGGCUAACUCCCGAGGCAACAAAGCAAAAGAAUCCUCAGUCAUCAUAUCAUUUGGUACCAGAUUUCGCUCAAGUGUACAGAUUCCUUGGUGGUAUGUUUGAUCCAGAUAUUACAUGCCCAGUGGAAGUUUAUCUGGAAAAGUUGAAGCAGAUGGAUCCCAUCACCGUGAAAACUGUUAUGAUGUUGAUGCAAAACCUCACUUUUAAUCUAUCUAGCCCUGAUUUUGAGCCUCUUAGAAGGUGGCUAUCCACAUAUGAUGCAAACACCAAAACAAUUGGAGUCAUCACUGAGACAGCUGCUCCAGCGCAAGCAGAUAGGUGGUUAUUGGCUUAUGAUGUGAACAGCAACUGAGAUGGUUGGUCCUGCACAGACAUGUAAUUUACCAUGUCAACAACAAGGUGCUAAAAAUCAGUCUUCCUGAAAGUAUGGUAGCAGGGUAUUCUGAUGGUAGCCAUGUAAGAAUAAAAAUUAGAAGGAUGUUAUGCUGGUUGAACUCUGCAAUUCAGUGAUCUAUGUAUUGGAACAGAAGAAUUGCUUUCAGACUUAUACUGUUGCUAUCUUUUUCUAAUGAAAAACUUUUUGUUUGUGGAGCAAACCAAUGUUAAGGACAUAUAUUCUCAA
Molecule: messenger RNA, 1303 nt
Organism: Elaeis guineensis (African oil palm)
Lineage: Eukaryota; Viridiplantae; Streptophyta; Magnoliopsida; Arecales; Arecaceae
Source: RefSeq, a predicted model, not a curated record